AUGGCUUCCAACCCAGAAAGACUUCCUGGCGAUGUUCCAGAGAAUAGUCGCCCGUUGACAGCGUCUACAUCAACCAGCGAAAGAGCUGCGCUAACAAUCCAUGAGCUAUCGAGCACUGUGAGAAGUUCCACAAUAUACACUUCCGCAACUCGCAUUGCAGAUGAAUACCCGCCGUCUUUAAUCGUCCCUAGAGCGCGUAACAGGCCAUCUACAAAUGAAACAACAAGGACAGAAUUGUUUACCGAACUCAGCGUCCCAUUGAUCGAGUUGAGCCUUACGUCUCAAUUUUUCAAAUUGAUAGGACGUCAUACCUCGCGUGUACGGUUCCCGGACAAUCUCGAUGAGACAACCUCUGGUUCACGUCCUACGGUUGGUGCUAAUUACGGUUCACGUGUACGACGCAUGAGGGACAGUAACGGGAGGGAUCCUGAUCGAGAUUAUACUCCGACACUAUAUGAUCCUUUGCCGGCUGUAGCAGCCAGAAACCAUCCCAAUACCUCAGAUCCCAGCUCAGUCUAUGUUCCAAGAAGAUCUAGGCCUUUCCCGCUUGUAACAGCCAGAGAUGCGCCGGAUACCGGUCGAGUCUACAAUCAGAGAAGAGAAAUCUAUCGCCCGCGUGUGAGAGCCACAACUCUCAAUUUCGGGAAUCCACUCCCGUUUCUACUCACAACAACCUGGAUCCAAACCCAACGACAAAGACCCAAUGCCCGACCAGUAAACUGUCCCUUCUGCCGAGGUCCCAUUAACAGAAUCGUCGACCGGGAUGGAAAUAUUAUAGAAUAUCAAAGAAACAACGUUCCAGCUGUGGUUGCGGGAGCUCAGGGAAGAUUGAGUAGAUUGCUUGGAGGUGCAGUUGCGAAUGUUGCUGAUUCAACACCAAGAGCGUCGAGCACAAUGGGUGGUGCGAACGCGUUUGAUGAGUUUAGAAGAACAUUGAAUAGGGUGGGACCUGCGGGAAAUAUUAGUGAGCAGGUUGCAAGAGCACGAGAAAGAUUGGAUGAUGCAGAUGCGGAUUCAAGCCGUACAGCAAACGCGACUGAUGUGACUAACGGUGCUUACGGCUGGUGGGUUGAGUUGUAG
This is a messenger RNA of Botrytis sinoallii, 1080 nucleotides long. RefSeq lists its product as uncharacterized. The coding region runs from base 1 to 1080 and encodes 359 amino acids. NCBI's taxonomy places the organism in Eukaryota, Fungi, Ascomycota, Leotiomycetes, Helotiales, Sclerotiniaceae. The transcript has 3 exons. The record is from RefSeq and is a predicted model, not a curated record.